Messenger RNA from Amoebophrya sp. A25, 210 nucleotides. The record is from the annotation of a GenBank genome assembly. NCBI's taxonomy places the organism in Eukaryota, Dinophyceae, Syndiniales, Amoebophryaceae.
AUGCUCUCGCCAGAAACCGCGCAACAGGACAAAAAUGACACAAAGCGUAGUCGUGUGCCGGUGGAAGCGGGCAGGAUUGUGAAAAGCCCGCAGAACAAGAAGUCUAGUGUGGUGGAGGAAAGUCUUCCGUCUAGCCUCGAGGAAAGGAAACUAGAUGAGGGAUGGGGGUCAGAGCAGAGACGAGAAGUAGUGGUCAAAGAGGUAGAAAAG